Messenger RNA from Aedes albopictus (Asian tiger mosquito), 999 nucleotides. RefSeq lists its product as uncharacterized. NCBI's taxonomy places the organism in Eukaryota, Metazoa, Arthropoda, Insecta, Diptera, Culicidae. The coding region runs from base 1 to 999 and encodes 332 amino acids. The record is from RefSeq and is a predicted model, not a curated record. The transcript has 2 exons.
AUGUUGGAGCUAUUAGAGGAUUCCGAAACCUACAAGAAGCUAGACCGGGACCCAACAACCAAGUUCCAGAACCAGAACAAUGCACUGGUAGUACGAUUGCAGAAUCUUGGUUUGAUAGAUGAACGCACUGCGAGGUGUCUCAAAUCUAGGACAGCGGUUAGUCCGAGGAUAUAUGGCUUGCCAAAAGCCCACAAGCCCAAUCUCCCACUUCGCCCAGUGGUCCCCACGAUGACUGCGCCAACAUACGAGCUGUCCAAAUUUCUUUCGAACAUCCUACAGCAAUCUGUAAACAACACGUACAGCAUAAGGAAUUCGGAGGAAUUUUGCGAAUUUAUCAACAGCAGCACUGUGGGGCCAGGAUACGCAAUGGUAUCCUUUGAUGUGGUGUCACUAUUUACAAACAUCCCACUGGAAUUAGUGAGGAAAGGCAUCCUGAACCAGUGGAACAACAUAAAGGAACACACCAACAUUAACCUGGACCUAUUCCUGGAGAUCGUGGUUUUUGUCAUCGAGGCUAGCUAUUUCGUAUUCCAACAGAAACACUACCAACAAAUCUCUGGCACAGCAAUGGGUAACCCUCUUUCGCCCGUGUUAGCAGAAAUCGUCACCGGCGAACUGAUAAAUGCAGUGUUAUCCAAACUAGGUGUGCACAUUCCAAUCCUGAAAAAGUUUGUUGACGACUUUUUCAUCGUUAUUCCGGCCAACGAAGUUGAUACAGUUUUGGGUGCAUUCAACGGCUAUCACCCAAAACUGCAAUUCACGGUCGAAUACGAGGUGGACGGCAGGCUACCAUUCCUCGACAUGGUCGUUGUUCGCAACGAAGACCAAUCUUUCUCCACUGAUUGGUUCAUGAAGCCCAUCGCAUCUGGACGGAUCCUUAAUUACUUCUCGCUGCAUCCAAAACACCUAAAAAUAAAUGUGGCAUACAACUUCGUCAAAAAGGUAAACACCCUUUCGACGAUCAAAACGGAGCAACAGAAAAAGGAGACGACUGAUUAA